AUGCACGCAACAAAUACCAGCAGCAAUAACGAUGGCCUUGCCUCAGGUCCAUCGCUGCUGCUCUUCGGACCGCAGCUAACCCGGCUCACCGAGUCCCACCUAACUGACCUCCGAACCACAAUCCUAGGCGAUCCCAACCUCGACUUCCUCGCCAAGGCAGUCCGCGACUUACCUUCCCAGUGGGCGACCACAGUGCAAAUGGCCUGUCCCAGCCUCGCGGCCCUGGCCUCCGGCUCCCGGGGGGACCUCGAACUCAAAGGAGGAGGAGGAGUUUCUGAGAUCCAGCAGCGACUGCAGCAGCUCGCAGAAUUCUUUGCCGACAACGGUGGCGCAAUCCCCUCGAGUGAACCGCCUAACAACGCCCUCCUCGCUCCGCUGACGGUGAUUUCCCACGUUGUCGAGCACCUCCGCUUCCUAGACCAGCGCCAGGGGGCCAUCCACGUCCAGGGGUUCUGCAUCGGUUUCCUGACCGCGACGGCGGUGGCUGGCGCGCGGAAUAAGGAGGAGCUGGCGCGACUGGCUGGCAUCGCCGUACGGCUUGCGGCGUGCGUCGGAGCGGCGAUUGAUCUCGGGGAGCACGAACAGUUGCGACGGCCGGGAUCGCUGGGACUCAACGCGGCAUACUCGGUGCGCUGGACUUCGGAGGCUGAAAGGCAGUGCUUGGAAGAGACGCUUGCGUCGUUCCCGGAAGCUUACAUUUCUUGUGCAACGGACGUCGACCGAGUGACCAUCACCCUCCCCUCGGGCCGCCUAGCCGAGUUCUCUCAACGACUUGCCGACGGCGGUGGCCCGAUCCUGCAGCCAGUCGGUUUGUAUGGGCGAUACCACGAGGCCAGGCCGGACCGCGAGGCACUGGUGCGGGAGUUGAAGGCAUUGUGUCGGGAGAACGAGGAUUUCCGGUUCCCGACGGCCGAACAUUUGGUUCUGCCGCUUCGAUCGACUGCUUCUGCUGAUGGCCACCGGGUCAUCACCCGGGGGGAGUUGUCGGAUAUGGCCAUAGAUAACACUCUUACGCAGAAAUGCGAGUGGUUUGAGACGGUACGGGCGGCUGUUGCAGGGAGUGGUGAUCGGCCCGUCAACAUGGUCGCUAUCGGAGGGCCCGGAGCGGUUCCUCGAUCCCUGGUCCCCGGCAACGCAGGCGGGAAAUCCACCCCCACCCUGCCUCGCCAGUCGGCAGUGGUCAACGGGGUGAAUGGGACAUAUGGGACCUCAAUUCCUCGUCCGGUCUCCGAACCGCCAUUCCGGGGCGAUGCCAUCGCCGUGAUUGGCAUGGCAUGCCGAUAUCCCCAAGCCCCCUCUCUCUCCGAGUUCUGGCAGCUGAUCACCUCCGGACGCAACGCCGUCGGGCCGGUCCCCCCCAGCCGGUUCCGCGCCGACGAGCUCUGGCGAGAGCCCAAGGGCCCCUUCUGGGGCAACUUUGUAUCGGACCCGGAGGCGUUCGACCACCGGUUCUUUCAGGUUUCGGCGCGCGAGGCGGCAUCGAUGGAUCCCCAGCAGAGAUUGAUACUCCAAGUCGCGUACGAGGCCAUCGAGUCCGCUGGUUACGCCGGCGGACGUGACGAUGGUCAGCCUCAACGGGUUGGGUGCUACAUGGGGGUUGGUUCGGUCGACUACGAGGCCAACGUCAGUUCGGACAACGCAACGGCGUUCUCGGCCACGGGCACGCUGCGUGCUUUUAUCAGUGGCAAGGUCAGCCAUCACUUUGGGUGGACCGGGCCGUCGGUGACGUUUGAUACGGCGUGCUCGUCGUCGGCGGUGGCCAUUCAUCACGCUGUCAAGGCCCUGCAAACAAAGGAAUGCCCCGUCGCCAUUGCCGGGGGCGUCAACCUCAUCACCAGCCCCAGCUUGUACCAGAACCUGGCAGCGGCUUCGUUUUUGAGCCCGACGGGGGCCUCUCGGGCGUUUGAUGCGCAGGGAGAUGGAUAUUGCCGCGGCGAAGGCGCCGGGGUGUUGGUGCUCAAACCGCUUGCCCAAGCUUUGGCCGAUGGGGACGUCGUGCUGGGCACUAUUCUGGGUACAGCGGUAAACCAGGGCUCCAACUGCAGCCCCAUCACGGUUCCGGAUUCAGCGGCCCAGAGCGAACUGUAUUCGCAAGCCCUGGCCAGCGCUGGCGUGGCGCCUUCCGACGUCACGUAUGUCGAGGCUCACGGCACGGGGACCCCUGUAGGAGACCCGAUCGAGUGCGCCAGCAUCCGCAGCGCGCUGGGAGGAGCGCAUCGGCAGCAGGAAGUAACCAUUGGGUCGGUCAAGGACGUGAUCGGACACACGGAGGCUGCGUCGGGGGUGGCGGGGUGUAUCAAGACGUUGCUGAUGAUGCAGCACGGGGUGAUCCCGAAGCAGCCCAACUUUUCCCGGUUGAACAGCAAGAUCCCGCCGCUGGGACCGGAUAAGUUGGCGAUUGCCACGCAGCGAAGGCCCUGGGAGACGGUGGAUGGGGGGAAACGCACGGCGCUGGUGAAUAACUAUGGCGCUGCUGGGAGCAAUGCGGCCAUCCUCCUCCAGGAGUACUGUUCUGACUCGGCGGACUCGGCGGACUCGUCGGCGGACGUCGAUACGAAUGAUACGACUGAGUACCCCCUCGCUAUAGCAGCCAAAACACCAGAGAGUGUGCGAAACUACGCCGCCGCGCUCAAGUCGUACCUCGACCGACAGCUUACCAUACCCGCGGGCAUCAGCACCAAGACACAGCCCUCAUUAAAGGACAUCGCCUUCCACCUCGCACGCAGACUCAACCUCAACCCCUCCUUCCAGCACAUCGCAACAUGGACGUCCUCCACCCUCUCCGGUCUCUCCCAGGACCUCGACGCCUUAGCCUCCGGCACGCGUCCCGUGGCAUUAUCCCAGACAUCCCGCGCCGACCCCAAGAGCAGCAGCCCGUUGCCCGUAGUCCUGACUUUUGGCGGCCAAACCGGCCGCACCAUCCACCUUGCGCAGGAAGUCGUCGAGCAGUCCCACUCACUGAACCUCCACCUCACCCGCUGCGACACCGCUUGUCGCAGCCUAGGUCUACCCCCCCUCAUCCCACGGAUCUUUGACGCAUCCCCCUUCGACACCAACAACAACGGGGGUCUAGUCGCGCUACAUGCGGCGCUCUUCUCAAUCCAAUACGCCACCGCGCGUACGUGGCUGGACGCGGGUGUCCGUCCGGCUGCGCUGCUGGGACACAGUUUCGGACAGUUAACGGCGCUGUGUGUGGCCGGGGUUUUGGAUGUGGAGGAUGGGUUAAGACUGGUUACUGGGCGGGCGGCGUUGAUUGAGGAUGGGGGGUUGUGGGGGAAUGAUCCCGGUGCGAUGCUGGCUGUUGAGGGGGUUGAGGGGGGAGUCGAUGUUGAGCGGUUGUUGGAGGGUGUGUCUGGGGGGAUUGGUGAGAAGCUGGAUGUGGCGUGUUGGAAUGGGCCGAGGAGUGUUGUGCUGGCGGGGGAGACGGCGGCUGUGGAUGCUGUUGAGGGGGUGUUACGUGGGAAGAGUAGCAGCAGCAGCAGCAGCAGCAGCAGCAUCCGGGUGUCCCGGCUCAGCAACAGCCACGCGUACCACUCGCGCCUCGCAGACCCCAUUCUCGACCGGCUCCGAGCCCUGGCUGCGUCGCUCACAUGGCGGCCGCCGACUAUCCCCAUCGAGAUGUGCUCGCCAGGCCUUAAGAGCAGCAGCUGGGCCGUCGUCGGGGAGCCGGUGGACGUGGAAGACGCCGCAAGCCAAAUCGCGUCACACACCCGUGAUACAGUCCACUUCGGCGCCGCCGUCGAGCGCAUUGCUCAGCGCUACCCGGCCGGGUGCGUCUGGCUCGAGGCUGGCUCUGCUUCGCCUGUUGUUGCUAUGGCGCGCCGUGCUCUGCCUACGUCGACGGGACAUGUCUUUUUGCCGCUGGACCUGGGCAGCAACAACAACAACAACAACAACAACAACAACAACAACAACAACCCCUGGCCCGGUCUGGCACGGGCAGUGACCAGCCUCUGGACAGCCGGGUCUGCCGCCACCUUCUGGCCGUUCCAUCAGUCCCAUCAGAAACAACAUACCUGGGUCGACCUACCGCCCUACCAGUUCGCAAAAACCAAGCACUGGAUCGACUUUGAGGCGCCUGCACGGCGGGGCGCAGUCGACACAACAACCCCUGAGUCGGACUCGUCUGCCGACUCUGGUCCACCGGCGCUGGUGCGUUUGGUGCCCGGGCAGCAGCACCGCAAGGCAGGUGACGAGGCCCUCUUCGCUGUGGAUGCGUCUCACGAUGACUUCAUUGCAUGCGUCAGUGGCCACGCCGUGCUGGGGCAGAGCCUGUGCCCGGCGUCCAUGUACUUUGAGCUUGUGAUUCGCGCAGCCAGAUCGUUCCAACCUUCUCCCGACAAGGCGGUGCCUCGUCUCGAGAACCUGCGCAUCCUUUCCCCCCUCGCACUAAAACCCGACGGACGGUUAUAUCUCUCCCUCAUCCCUGUUGGUGCUGCUGAGAAAGGAGGUAGCACCUCGACAUGGAACUUCUCCCUCUUCUCCUCCUCCUCCUCAGGCACACCAUCGCCCUCAUCCUCGCGAACCACCCACGCCCAAGGCACCGUCUCCUUCCUCGAAGCCGACUCCACCGCCGUAGCCUCGCGCUUCCGCUUCCUCGGCCGGCUGAUGGGGGGCAGUUCCCGGAACGAGCAGGUUGCUCUGGCCCCUGGGGCGGACCGGUUGUCGGGAGAUAUUAUUUAUCGCGUUUUUGGCCGGAUUGUUAAUUAUGCGGCUCAUUAUCAGGGGGUGAGAGAUAUUGUGGCGGCGAACGGGGAGGUUGUUGGGGAUGUGGUUAUGCCGGGGUCUUCUACUCAGUCUCUACUAGGCGUGUCGAACCCCCUGGCAGUCGACAACUUUUUACAGGUUGCGGGCAUCCACGUCAACUGCCUGACUGGAGACCGAGCCGACGACGACGUCUUUGUCUGCACUGCGAUCGGGGAGGUGCUCUGGAGCGACACCUUUAUGGCCGGGCUGAACAACAGCGACACCGGCAAGUCUUCCAACUCGGCUACCACUAGCUUAAGUGCGAGCGGCGCCUGGAAGGUCUACUCCAACUUGGAUGCCAAGCGCAAAAACAAAAACACCGUCGCCAACGACAUUCUGGUCCUGGAUCCCGUCUCGGGCGACGUCGUCCUGGCCAUACUCGACGCCGAGUUCACCCGAGUGUCCAUGUCGUCGUUGUACAGGGCCUUGUCGAAGCUGAACGGCAGCAGCCCCAGGCCGGCUUCGCGUUCUCUUCCCACGCCGCCGCCUGAGGAGGAAUCACUUGACGAGGUAAAAGGGGCUACCUAUUCUCAAGACAUCCCGAACGGGACACUCCCGCAAGUCCCACGCUCGGAAUCAGUCGACGAGGUAAAAAAGCCCCGCCUUCUCGAUGCGCUACGAAAUCUGCUGAGCGAGGUCCUGGGUGCCGAGUUGGCCGAAAUCCAGCCGACUUCUCCCCUGGAGGAUCUCGGUGUGGACUCGCUGAUGAUUACCGAGCUGGCCGGCGAGCUCAAGAAACACUUUUCCGUCGACAUUCCGCUCAGCCAGCUGCAGGAGCUCACCGAUGUUCAGUCACUGUCCCGUUGCCUGGAGCUUCAGGUGGGUGGUUACGAGUCGAACGAGUCGGUAGGCCUUGCAACUCCUGAAACCACUGGCUUGGAUACUCCUCCGCCCGUGACCAACGGAGUCAACGGAGUAGUCCGUCACGAAGAAGCACCCACUGGCAACUUCGGCGGAAGUGCCGUGGCCGACGCAGCCAGUGAAUGGCUGGCGAGCAACAGAGACACAUACGACACCGUCGUCCAACAGAGUCAGUUGCAACGCUUCCGCCAAAACGUGUAUCCCCACCAGGCGCAGCUCGUAGUAGCCUACGUAAUCGAGGCGUUAGCUAGACUCGGCUGCGACCUCAGGACCCUCCAGCCAGGCGAUGCUCUGCCCGCAGUCCAACACCUGCCGAGACACGAAAAGGUCAUGGCGCAGAUCUACCGCAUCCUCGACGACGCCGGGCUCGUCAACGUCGACGGCGGGGGAACUCGCAGACGAACAUCCCAGCCGACGCCGCAGACCACCUCGUCGGACCUACACUCCAAAAUCCUCCAACAAUUCCCCCAGCACGUUUCGGAACACUCCCUCCUGCACACGACGGGCUCCCGGCUGGCCGACUGUCUCUCCGGCCAUGCGGACCCCAUAUCCCUGCUCUUCGGCAACGCUGAAGCCCGCCGCUUGCUCGGAGACGUGUACACCAACGCGCCCAUGUUCAAGGCCGGCACCCUGUUCCUCGCGCGCUUCCUCGCCGAGACCCUCACACAACAUCUGCAGAAUCGCAACCACGGCGAAAUUCGCAUCCUCGAGCUCGGCGCCGGCACCGGCGGUACCACAAGCCACCUCCUCGAGCACCUCACAGCCUCAGGCCUAGGCCAGCAGCACAACCUGCGCUACACCUUCACCGACCUCUCCUCCUCCCUCAUCACAGCAGCCAAAAAGAAGUUCGCGCGGUACCCCUUCAUGGAGUACGCCGUCCUCGACAUCGAACAGACCCCCCGCGCCGAUUUACUCGGCCAGUUCGACAUCAUCAUCUCCACCAACUGCAUCCACGCCACGCGGGACCUGACCCGUUCGUGCACCCACAUCCGACGCAUGCUGCGCGACGGUGGGCUGCUGUGUCUGGUGGAACUCACGCAGAACCUGUUCUGGUUUGAUUUGGUGUUUGGUCUGCUCGAGGGCUGGUGGCUGUUUGAGGAUGGUCGGAGUCACGCCCUGGCGUCGGAGGAAAGAUGGCAGAGGGUGCUGUUGGAGUCGGGGUUUGAGUGGGUUGAUUGGUCUGAUGGGAGGAGUGCAGAAGCAAGUAUCCUCCGCUUGAUCGUGGCAUCUACGUCUUCGUCUCCGCGAUCGCAUCCUCCGCUUCCGGUUUCGCUUCCGCUUCCACAGCAGGAGCCGCUUCCGCAGCAAGAAACCGUCGUCUUCAAACAAUCAGGCCCCCUCGCCCUGCACGCCGACAUCUACUACCCACCAACCCUAGAUCCCCCCGGCAGCAAACCCCGUCCCGUCGCUCUAAUGAUCCACGGCGGCGGCCACAUCCUCCUCUCCCGCCGCGACAUCCGCCCGACCCAAACCACUCUCCUCCUCACCGCCGGCUUCCUCCCCAUCAGCAUCGACUACCGUCUCUGUCCGGAAACCACACUCCUCGAGGGGCCUAUGACUGAUGUGUGUGAUGCGCUUGCUUGGGCACGGCAUACCCUCCCGCACUCGGAUAAUUCCCCACGGCGGUAUAGACCAGAUGUGUCUGUUGAUGGGGCCCGUGUUGUAGCAAUCGGCUGGUCGACGGGGGGGAUGUUGGCGCUUAGUCUAGGCUGGACAGCCCCCGCAGCCGGGCUGAAGGCGCCGGAGGCGGUGCUGGGGUUUUAUUGUCCUAGUGAUUAUGAGGAUGAGUGUUGGGGAAGGGUUAACCUACCCUUUGGGGAGGACAUCCAAGAGGGGGAAGAGUGGGACGUAUGGGAGGGAGUGAAAGACGCGCCGAUUGUGGGGUAUAACCCGCCGGCCGCGGCACUGGCAAAGGGCGGGUGGAUGGCGAGGGGGGAUAAGCGGUCGAGGAUUGCGUUGUUUAUGAAUUGGCGGGGGAAGACGGUGGAGGUGCUUGUGCAUGGUUUGCGGAAACCUCAGCAGCUCAACAAGGAAGACGGUGAGACCAAAAAGGGGACGCCCAUGCUGCCGACGCCAACGCCGGAGCAGGUAGCAUCGAUUAGCCCGCUCGCUCAGAUACGGCUGGGCAAUUACAAGACCCCGACGUUUCUGGUGCACCCGGUGGACGACGAUCUGAUUCCAUGGCAGCAGGCGCAGCGGACGGUCGAGGAGCUGCAGGCGAGGGGGGUCCAGGCUGAGGUGAGGAUUGUGGAUAAGGCGGUUCAUUUGUUUGAUCUUUAUCCGCGGUAUGACCGGCAUCCGGGGGCUGUUGCGGCGCUUAAGGACGGGUAUGAGUUUCUGAAGCGGUCGGUGGGACUGUGA
Molecule: messenger RNA, 7968 nt
Organism: Dichotomopilus funicola
Lineage: Eukaryota; Fungi; Ascomycota; Sordariomycetes; Sordariales; Chaetomiaceae
Product: polyketide synthase
Exons: 3
Coding region: 1-7968 (2655 amino acids)
Biological process (GO): fatty acid biosynthetic process; secondary metabolite biosynthetic process
Molecular function (GO): hydrolase activity; phosphopantetheine binding; fatty acid synthase activity
Source: RefSeq, a predicted model, not a curated record